This is a messenger RNA of Patiria miniata (bat star), 1910 nucleotides long. It is a transcript of the gene prodh2, whose product is annotated as hydroxyproline dehydrogenase-like. Bases 19 to 1680 code for a protein of 553 amino acids. The transcript is spliced from 9 exons. Gene Ontology annotation, molecular function: FAD binding; proline dehydrogenase activity. NCBI's taxonomy places the organism in Eukaryota, Metazoa, Echinodermata, Asteroidea, Valvatida, Asterinidae. The record is from RefSeq and is a predicted model, not a curated record. Gene Ontology annotation, cellular component: mitochondrion.
UACAGUACAGUUUGUGGCAUGUACAUUGUAAUAGAGAUCAAUGCCAAGGCCGUACUGCUGAAGGGUCUUAGCGUGAGUGAAAUGGUUUGGAAAAACUCCGCGAUUUUAUUGAGCUCCUUUGCCAAUCGCUUGGGAUUUACAACCCAGCAUACUGUGUUCAUCAUUCCAAUCAAACCAUGUAGUCGACGAUUUCUCAACAGAAGGAAAGUUACGCUUGAUUCAUUCCUCCAAGUAAAAGGGUUUGCCAACUCGGAACUACGGGGAGUACGGGUACGCAGCAGUAGCAGCACCGUGUCGAGGACGAACGAUGCCGGGAAAGCCCCGGCACGUCCCUUGGAUCACGCGCUGCCCGCUGACAUUGAAGCUGGCGCGCGGGCCAAACUGGACUUUUCCUGCCCGUCCACGUUCCGAUACAAAACGGCGUGGGAACUCCUGCGUGGAUUGUUAGUGCUAAAACUAUCAAGCUACCAGAAGUUUGUUGACAACAGUUUGAAGAUCAUGGGCGUCUCACAGCGCAUCUUGGGCCAGAGGCUCUUCGGCGUGGCGGCCAGGUGUACGUUUUACGGCCACUUCAUCGCAGGGGAAGGUGAGGCCGAGGCCAGGCGAUUGGUGGAACGACACGAGAAACUGGGCGUGGCCACAAUCCUGUCAGUAACGGCUGAAGAAGACGUUGGUGAAACUGUAGGGAGCUAUGAUGAGCCGAGAUAUGACCACAAUGCCAAUGGCUACAUGCAAUGCAUGGAUCUCUCGCUGGCAUUGUCAAGAAGGUUUCGGCCUGUCAGCCAACUGAAGGUGACCUCGUUUGCAAAAGCAGAUGUCUUGGCCAGAGUGACAGAAUUACUCCAAGAAAAUAGUUUGCCAUAUGAUAACAACUCUCCACUGAGUGUUGGCAAUCUGGCCAAGGGGUUAGACGGUCAAAUGCUCUCCAUCCCGGGGCUAAAUGAGGCAGAGAACAAGCAUCUGAGAUUGGUGUUGAAGAGACUCAACGAAAUAGGCCAGCGUGCAAUCAAGAACAACGCCCAGCUUCUGGUGGAUGCCGAGAAGACCAACAUCAACCCAGGAAUAACGCUGCUGUGCCUGGCUCUGAUGCUGAAAUUCAACAAGGAAUUCCCUGUGAUAUGGAACACGUACCAGUGCUACCUGAAGCAAACCAUGAACGAAGUCAGAAAUGACUUGCAGUGGUCUGAACAGCAAGGCAUCUGCUUUGGAGUUAAGAUUGUCAGGGGUGCCUACAUGGAUGCCGAGAGGGCCUAUGCAGCAGAACAUGGGCUUGAAGACCCCGUUCAUCCAAGCUUCGAGGCUACCAGUGACAUGUACAACGCUGUCAUUGCUUUUAUGUUGAACCACAUACACCGGAACCCGGGCCGAUGUGGCCUGAUCGUAGCCACACACAAUGAGGAGUCCGUGCUACGGGCAGUGAUACGGAUGGAGGAGCUAGAAUUGUCGCCCACCUCUGGUGAGGUCAUCUUUGGUCAAAUCUUGGGCCUAUCCGACAGAAUCACAGUUGCACUCGGCCAAGCAGGCUACCUUAUCUACAAGUCGUCACCCUACGGCCCAGUGGAUGACGUGUUGCCGUAUCUGGCGCGCCGGGCUCUGGAAAACCGAGCCAUUCUGCAGAACACGCACCGUGAACGCUCACUGAUGGUGCAAGAGAUCAAGACAAGAUUCAGUUUGCGCUAGUGCUUCUGUUGUUAGAAUGAAGUGGGGAUGACCAAUCUAACGAAGCUGUUAAUUGAGGUGGCACCGUACUCCAGCAUGGGUUGUAUGCCAAACUCAGAGCCCCUUCAACCAAUAGACCUUUAUCAUGCUGCCACCAUGUCAGUCAUGUUCCCCGUAUCCAGUAACAGUACUGAACGAUAAUGGUUUUUGUGCAAAAAGGAACCAGACUAUUUUUCCUUCCAGCCUCGCUU